Messenger RNA from Nematolebias whitei (Rio pearlfish), 1682 nucleotides. RefSeq names its product myosin regulatory light chain interacting protein a (gene mylipa). Lineage: Eukaryota; Metazoa; Chordata; Actinopteri; Cyprinodontiformes; Rivulidae. Gene Ontology annotation, molecular function: ubiquitin-protein transferase activity. The record is from RefSeq and is a predicted model, not a curated record. Gene Ontology annotation, biological process: ubiquitin-dependent protein catabolic process. The coding region runs from base 156 to 1607 and encodes 483 amino acids. The transcript is spliced from 7 exons. Gene Ontology annotation, cellular component: cytoskeleton.
UUGACAUACCCUACAGCUGGCGGAGGCAGAUUAGCCACACAAAGUGAACGGAGCGAAGAAAGUGAUGAAGGCUCGAUGUAGAGGGGUUUAAAGAAGGCUAAAGUAUAGUUUUAUUAUUUUUAACGAGUCAGUGGCACACCAAAGACACAGACAAAAUGCUCUGCCACGUUACUCGUCCGGACUCGGUGGUGAUGGAAGUGCAAGUUGAUGCGAAGGCGAACGGUGAAGAUUGUUUGAACAAGGUUUGCAGAAAGUUGGGCAUUAUUGAAGUGGACUACUUUGGGCUGCAAUUCACAGGCGGUAAAGGGGAGAACCUGUGGCUGAAUCUGAGGAAUCGCAUCUGCCAGCAGAUGGACAACGUGACGCCCUGCCGGCUCAGACUGCGAGUCAAGUUCUUUGUUGAGCCCCAUCUCAUUCUGCAGGAACAGACGAGACACCUCUUCUUCAUGCAUGUGAAGGAGGACCUCCACAACGGUCACCUCCACAUGGGCUCAGAACAAGCAGAGGAGCUGAGUGCUCUCCUGGCGCAGGCAGAGUUUGGUGACUACAACCAAAACACGGCCCAGUACUGGUAUUCAGAGCUGUGUGGAGAGGAGCCCAGCACCUCCACACUCAACAGUAUCAUUUGCAGACACAAAGCUCUGGAAGGUGUGAGCCAGGCCUCGGUGGAGUACCAGGCGCUGCAGCUGGUCUCCUCUCUGGAGCAUUACGGCGUGGAGUGGCACUGGGCUCGCGAUGCUAAUGGUCAGAGGCUGGCCAUCGGAGUCGGCCCCGAGGGGAUCGCCAUAUGCAAGGAGGAUUUCACUUUAGUCAACAGAAUAAGCUAUCCCAUCAUCCAGAUUGCCACUCAAUCGGGGAAAAGUGUCUAUCUGACGGUCACCAAGGACACGAAUGACAGCGUGGUUCUUUUGUUCAAGCUGAUCAGUAACCGGGCAGCGAGUGGUCUGUACCGAGCCAUCACAGAGACCCACGCCUUCUACAGGUGUGACACCGUUACCAACGCAGUGAUGAUGCAGUACAGCAGAGACUUUAAGGGCCACUUGGCUUCCCUUUUCCUCAACGAAAACAUAAAUGUGGGCAAAAAGUAUGUCUUCGACAUCAGGCGUACCUCCAAGGAGGUGUACGACCACGCACGCCGCGCGCUCUACAAUUCCGGCGUCGUGGACUUGGUGCAACGCUCUGAAAGCGGGGAGCGCUCUCCUCCCUUGCACUCCCCGAAUCGAGACAACCAGCAGGACAAGGAGGAGCUGGACUGCAGCAGCUGCCAGCAGAGCCGGGCCCUGCAGGAGCGGCUGCAGAAGCUCAGAGAGGCUCUGUUGUGCAUGCUGUGCUGCGAGGAGGAGAUCGACGCCGCGUUCUGCCCCUGCGGUCACAUGGUGUGCUGCCAGAGCUGCGCAAACCAGCUGCAGUUGUGUCCCGUGUGUCGGUCGGACGUGGAGCAUGUGCAGCACGUCUACCUGCCCACCUGCACCAGCCUCCUGAGCCUGACGCUGAACGACAACCAUCAGCUCCGCAGCAGCAGCAUCCCCGCACCCAUCCACAGAGACCCGGCCUCGCCUCACAGCUGCUCCAACUCCGACUACGAACACAAGCUCUACCACACAUAAAGACGGACAACUUUCCACACCGUGAAGCUACUUGACGUUAUACUUUUUGUCUAGAAACUCCUAAUCAAGAUCAAC